GAAGAAGAUAGAUAAUAUAUAAACUUAUAAACUAUUUUAAAUCGAAUCAAAACAAGAAUGUAUCUAUUUAUUAUAAAAAAUAACUAAAUAUUAAUAAAAUAAAGAAAUUGCGUGUCAAGUGUCUCAUUGGAUCAUCAUAGAUUUUUAGUCGUAGAUUGGACUAGGUACUUACAUCAGCAAGAUAAAAAAAUUACUGUGAAGAUGGCUAGCAGUACCACACCAGAAAAUAACAGUUUUCUCGAAAAAGUAAAGGAUUUUCCACCAAUUAUUGAUGGCAAAAUUAAUGCAGUAAAAUUUAUUGAAUCAACUCUGGGCUUGUUAUGGGUUGUUGAGGGCCUUGGUAAAAUUUUUGCUCUAGUUAAAUAUGACAUGGAAGGAAAUAUUGAUAAAAUUAAGAAGUUAGACCCAAAAGAAAGCUCCUGUUUACUUGAAUUAUUACAUAGAGAAUGUUUACAAGCACAAGGCAAACCGGUAGCAACUGAGGGAUUAUUAUGGCUUAACAGAUCGCUUUAUUUCUUCGAAAUUGUGUUUCAAGAAAUGAUACACUUGAUCAAGGAAAAUAAUUUGGACAUAAAUAUGAGGAAGAUAUAUACCACUGCAUAUGAGGGGUCUGUUAAGAAAUAUCACAACUGGGUUACUCAACAAAUAUUUGCACUCAUUUGCCGGUUGGCUCCUACACUUCAUCAACUUUUGAAAUCAUUUGGAGUGGACACCAACAACGUAGCAUCAUUUAAAACCAGACUCACAAGUUUUAACAUAACAUUACACUUAGUGAGGUGUAAAAUUGAUGAUUUUUACAAAGAUAAUAAUUUAUUUUGUUAAUAAUAAUACUUCAAGCUAGUAUUUUAAUAAGGCGCCAUAUUUAUUAUCCGAUUAGCAUUUGUAUACACCCUUAAGUUUAUUUUAAAUUGAGAAUAGUAUACAGUGCAUAGUCAGUAAUAAUUUAUAAAAGCAGAGGAUAAACUGUUUUUAAACAUGCCUAUGUUUAGCAUUUAUUUAUCAAAGUUAAAGCUAUUUCAUUGUUUUCAUUUUAUAUAGUUGCAGCGGAGAUAUUACAUGCUAACUAUGCCAAAAUAUAGCUAUACCAAAAUCAGUAACAAAGACAAAAUAAGGAAUUCAGUGCCUUGAUGAAUAUUAUCUUGUUCACAAAGUUUCCAUUACUUACCAAAAACUUAAAAGUGGAACAAAUUACUACUUAGUUGUGAUACCUAUAUCAUUAACAUCACAAAUCACAAGGGUCUUAAAACCUCAUAUUACGUUUAAAAUUCUCAUGUUUUAAUACUUAAGGUUUUGUCUAUAUUACUUUUUAAGUAUAAAGGAGGUAUAAUUGACACAUUAUUAAUAUGUAAAUUAUUUAAAAACACAUAUGGCAUAAAUGUUUUUGUGUGGCUUAAUAUUAAAUUUUCCUAUAUAGGCAGUUUAUAAAAAGCCUGUAUAAUACUUUAGACCGGGAUUCUCCAAUAUGUAUGAUGGUGUCCUUUUCGUGGGCCGAAUUGAGUUUUUAUGGUAUUUGGCACUUUUCACAGGCCAAGUUAAAUUGGCAGGCUCUAGAUCUGGCCCUCGUUUUGAGACCGCUGCUUUAGACUACUGUUAGCCUUAUAAUGUCAAACUAGUAAGGUCAAAGUUGAAAAAAAAAAGAUUGUACCAUUCAACACCAACCCUAGAAAAUUGUUGUUACUCAUUACUAAAUCAAAAUUUGAACGACAUACGUAAUGGGGCAUAGACUCAAACACAGAAUUGAAAUUGUAUGUAAGAAAAUAAUAGCAGAAUAUGCUUAGCAUAACUAUAAUUAUUAAUUUACUUACUCUUUAAAAAGUUGUUUUAAUAAAAAGUGCAUAAAAUGCUAAUAUGGUGUGCUAUAGAAAUCUGUUAAGGACUUUAACAAAAACGUCAUGUGUAUUUUUCAAUCUCAUAUUUUUUCUUCGUAAUAAUAUAAAGUCACUAUAGUGUUAGUGUAUUGCAACCUAACAGUAUUAAGCAUAAUUCUAUCCAUAUUUGGGGUCUAAAGGGUCCUAUGAAAUAUGGCUCAGUGUAAGUUUGUUAUAUCUAACAUUGUUUUGUAAUUUAAUUGUUUAAAGCAAAUGCAUACAUAGAAAUUCUUUAUUGUUUACAAAAGAAUACUUAACCUCUGAUUCUCAUAUGAGAGACUGUGUUGAAAUUGUACAAAAAUUGUAACUCUAAAAGCAUAUUGAGUAGAUUAAAAAUUCGAAAACUGUUUGAUUGUGAUGCACAAGGCAUUUCAUGAGUUCAGGUUUGUUAGUCAGUUAGUUUUGCUGGGCAUUUUCCGCACAUCGACAUCCACUAUAUUUUGCGUAAAACGAGGUAGCGCUACUCACGAGUUCAGAUUAAAGUAAAUGUAAAAAUUCUGAUAGGUAUGAACUAUUUUAACAUUUCUAAAUUUAUGGUUGCAUUGCGGAUUUAGAUAAAUGUACCUAUAAGUAUGUAAUUUAUAUUGAAUUUUAUUAAGAAAAUUAAAACAAAAUGUGAAGCAGUAUGAGAAUUUUGUAAUGUGACCUUAGACUAUUUGGGAAAAACUACCAAAAUAUUGCCCCUUUAAAAUAAUUUAAUUGGCCCCUCUUGUUGUUGGAAACUUCCCAUGGCCGAUGCUGCCUUUAACUAUGAUUGAAGGGGCCAAUCGUUGGAAAAGGAGCCAUUAUUAAUAUAGUUUACCCUAAUAACCAAUAGAAAAUGCUACAUUUU
Cydia strobilella is the source of this 2700-nucleotide messenger RNA. Its product is annotated as glycolipid transfer protein-like. Bases 202 to 822 code for a protein of 206 amino acids. The transcript is spliced from 6 exons. Gene Ontology annotation, biological process: intermembrane lipid transfer. Gene Ontology annotation, cellular component: cytoplasm. Lineage: Eukaryota; Metazoa; Arthropoda; Insecta; Lepidoptera; Tortricidae. The record is from RefSeq and is a predicted model, not a curated record. Gene Ontology annotation, molecular function: lipid transfer activity.